Pestalotiopsis fici W106-1 is the source of this 228-nucleotide messenger RNA. RefSeq lists its product as uncharacterized. The coding region runs from base 1 to 228 and encodes 75 amino acids. The transcript has a single exon. The record is from RefSeq and is a predicted model, not a curated record. NCBI's taxonomy places the organism in Eukaryota, Fungi, Ascomycota, Sordariomycetes, Amphisphaeriales, Sporocadaceae.
AUGGCGGCUUUACUUGCUCUAUUGCGUACCGAGUUCCCUAGCUUCCGAGAGACUUUCGGCGCCUCAGUAACGAAAUCCGCGGCAUUACAGACAGAUACCGUUUCUGCUGCUGCACUACGUAGAGUGGGAGAUGAGACUGAUGACGUCCACAGCCUCAAUGACUCCGAGCAACUUGUGGAGCAUGCUUCCGCUGUAGACUACGCAACAUCUGAGCGUUUCAUGCAAUGA